Volvox carteri f. nagariensis is the source of this 1176-nucleotide messenger RNA. RefSeq lists its product as uncharacterized. Bases 1 to 1176 code for a protein of 391 amino acids. The record is from RefSeq and is a predicted model, not a curated record. Gene Ontology annotation, cellular component: cytosol. NCBI's taxonomy places the organism in Eukaryota, Viridiplantae, Chlorophyta, Chlorophyceae, Chlamydomonadales, Volvocaceae. The transcript has 12 exons. Gene Ontology annotation, molecular function: UDP-glucose 4-epimerase activity. Gene Ontology annotation, biological process: beta-D-galactose catabolic process via UDP-galactose, Leloir pathway.
AUGCGUAAUGGAGUAAAUGCGUUUUGUCGUAGCGGUAGAGUACCGUUCAUGUACGAGUACGGAUUUGAGAGCUUCGUGAUCUGGUACAUCCACUUCUCCCGCAACUCCCGAACAGUCCCCGAGCCCGACAUCAACCCCCGGGGGCUGCUACAUCCGGAGGCGGGGUCCGGCCUGCACAUUCUGGUUACGGGGGGAGCGGGUUUUAUCGGUUCUCAUGCCGUGAUGGUUCUCGCGGGGGCGGGUCACGCGGUCACGGUGCUCGACAACUUGUCCCGGGGUAACGCGGGGGCGCUUAGGGCGCUGAGGGAUAUGAUUCCAGCUCGUAGAUUCCGCUUCCUGCGUGUAGACCUGGGGGAUCGAGCCACCUUGUGUUCGGCCCUGGCCACCUCAAGCCCCCCCCUGGACCUGGUGAUGCACUUCGCGGCGGUGGCGUACGUGGGCGAGUCCAUGAGGGACCCGCUGCAGUACUACAAGAACGUUACUGUUAAUACCGUUAACUUAUUGGACUGCAUGGCGGCCAACGGAAUUAAAAAGCUCGUCUAUUCAAGCACCUGCGCGGUGUACGGCAACCCGGAGAAGCUGCCUGUUACGGAGCAGACGCCGCCCGUGCCCAUCAACCCGUACGGCCAGUCCAAGCUCAUGGCGGAGGAGCCCGACUUCAAGGCCAUCAUCCUGCGGUACUUCAAUGUGUACGGCAGCGACCCGCUCGGCCGAUUGGGCGAGUACCCGCGUCCCGAGCUCCGGAGCCAGUCCCGUAUCAGCGGCGCCUGCAUGGAUGCCGCUCUGGGGCUGGUGGGACACCUGACGGUGAAGGGCACCCGGCAUCCGACUGAGGAUGGAACAUGUGUGCGCGAUUACAUCCAUGUAAUGGACCUGAUCUCGGCGCACGAGGUGGCAAUGCGGCACCUGGCUAACCCACCCCCGCUCUACAACAUCGGCACGGGGAAGGGCGUGUCGGUCAAACAGUUUGUGGAAGCAUGCCGCCGGGUGACGCAGCGCGACAUUACGGUGGUCUAUCAGGAGGAGGCUCGGCCCGGGGACUACGCAGCCGUCUGGUCGGAUGUGUCCAAGAUCAACCGGGAGCUGGGCUGGAGGGCCAACUACACGGACAUAGAGGAGGGGCUGCGACACGCCUGGCAGUGGCGCGUCAAACACCCUCACGGGUACGCACAAUAA